AUGGCGGUUAUGAGAACAUCUCUCCUCAAGCGUUGCGGCAUGAGGAUAAAGGUGAAUAUCAGAGAGGAGUGUGCACUUGCUCAGUUCCUUGUACAUUUCGGAGGGAAGGCGAGUACUACUACUGCCAAGAUCCGCCAGCCUACUACGAAGGACAGAUCACACAAGGGUCUCAAUCUGAGGAUCUGUAUUCCUAUAGAGACUAUCUUCAACGUGACACUCCAUCUUAUGCUCACCGUCAUGUCCCAGCCAGCUAUAGAGAUGCAGAUUGGUAUCUACCACCGCAUGGCUUGA
This is a messenger RNA of Perkinsus marinus ATCC 50983, 291 nucleotides long. RefSeq lists its product as hypothetical. Bases 1 to 291 code for a protein of 96 amino acids. The record is from RefSeq and is a predicted model, not a curated record. NCBI's taxonomy places the organism in Eukaryota, Perkinsozoa, Perkinsida, Perkinsidae. The transcript is spliced from 3 exons.